AUGCCUGCAUCUUUAUUUAUCGUUAUCGUUAUUCGCUGUUUAAAGAAGCUACAGCUCAAGAUGCGUCUCAAUGAUGUAGCUCGUCCAAAAUUUAAGCUGCGGUUCCAUCGACCUGAGUCGGCUCGGCAGGCUAUGUACAAAAACCGGAUUGUCAUUUGUGACGAAGUUAUACUUCCAAAAUUUGUGGUAUUUGCGGAUGGAUCGUCAACGUCUGGCGGAAAAAGAUCUUCGCCUGCGUUUCGUGUGGUACAACGUGCCAGAACAUCCUCUUGCGAUUCUUGUCCGAGUCGAAUCCUGCAGGACUCGACGACACUGCAGCCAUAUCCGGAAGGGGAGUGGAUCCAAGAUGUUCCAUUGUCCAUUCAAGAACCUAACAGGAUCUUACAAUACAUUUCCAUAUUUGAACGUGAUCAGAAAUGUGAGGAUAGCAGUUUCACCAAGUCUCCUCCAUUUGUAAUUCAUGAAUAUAUUAAAGGAACAAAAUGGAAAGAUGAUAAAUCAUUAAUUCAGAAAUUAGAUUCAAUCGAUGCUCAUUCAAGUGUUUCCAAUGUUUCAACUCUUCAUAUUCCAAAGUAUUCAUUUAUAUCUACAAACGUCGGAUCAAAUGACUCUGAUAUAAUUACAUUACCAUUAUUUAUUGUAGUUAUUGCCAUUGGUUUUGGGAUUUGGUUUUUUUAUGGUGACUUAUUAUACAUUAUAUACAGAAUGUAUAUACUAAAUGAUCUUAGCCCUACCGCCGUCAAGGAAACAGAACAAAUUGUGGAUUAA
This is a messenger RNA of Dentiscutata heterogama, 768 nucleotides long. Lineage: Eukaryota; Fungi; Glomeromycota; Glomeromycetes; Diversisporales; Gigasporaceae. The record is from the annotation of a GenBank genome assembly.